Molecule: messenger RNA, 1247 nt
Organism: Clarias gariepinus (North African catfish)
Lineage: Eukaryota; Metazoa; Chordata; Actinopteri; Siluriformes; Clariidae
Product: H-2 class II histocompatibility antigen, A-U alpha chain-like
Exons: 5
Coding region: 38-748 (236 amino acids)
Biological process (GO): immunoglobulin production involved in immunoglobulin-mediated immune response; peptide antigen assembly with MHC class II protein complex; antigen processing and presentation of exogenous peptide antigen via MHC class II
Cellular component (GO): membrane; MHC class II protein complex
Molecular function (GO): MHC class II protein complex binding
Source: RefSeq, a predicted model, not a curated record
AGUGGGUUACAGUUAAGCAGUGCUAUCUCUUUGAAGGAUGAAACUACUUUUAAUAUUUUUCACACUAUCAAGCAUUAAGAACAUCAGUGCUCAGAUCCAGCAUGUAGAUUUAAGUUUAAGUGGAUGCUCAAGUGGAUCAGCUAAAGAGUAUGUGGCCGAACUUGAUGGAGAAGAAAUAUUGCACACAGAUUUUAAAAGGCAAAUUCUGGUGAAUAAAUUGCCUGAUUUUGCAGAACCUUUUGAGAGAACUUGUGCUUAUAAACAUAGCGUUUUAGAGCAAAAGAUCUGCAAACUCAACCUUGAUCUAGCAGUGAAAGUCUACAAAAACCCUUCAGAAGCUCUGGACAUCCCCCAAAACUCAAUCUAUUCCAAAAGCAAUGUGGAGCUUGGAACACAGAACACACUCGUCUGUCAUUCAGGAAGUUUUUUCCCUCCUCCUGUUCGCAUCACCUGGACCAGAAAUGGUGUAAAUGUGACAGAUGAAUCCACACUCAGUCAGUUCUAUCCGAAUAAAGACAACACCUACAACCAGUUCUCCCACCUGCACUUCACUCCAAAGGAAGGAGACGUUUACACCUGCACGGUGGAGCACAAGGCCCUGGAGACACCCGACACCAAGACAUGGGAGGUGGAUGUUGAGCUUCCCAGUGUGGGUCCGGCUGUGUUUUGUGGAGUGGGUCUGGCUGUAGGACUGCUCGGCGUCGUGACUGGAACUUUCUUCCUCAUUAAAGGAAACAGAUGCAACUGACAUUAAAACUCAAAAUACAAAAAAUACACUCUCACAGUAUCAAAUCACAGAUUCAUUUAUUUGCUUAAGUGAUUGCCCCUUAUUCUUUAAGUUAUUAUGAAUUAUGUUCGUUUUAUUUUUGGUCCUUUCUUAAAUGAAGACACAGAAUAUCUUAAUCUUUGUGCCGAACUGUGGGAGGCACUUUAUUAUUUCUAGUAUUGCUUAAAAUAUAACAAACACUCAGCGCUCUAUUUUUAUUCUCCGUUCACGCUGUGUAACACUAACCACAGUCCUAGUUGCAACAAACACCUUAACAAUAGUUCCUAUUGUUACAAUGUAGUGUAGGCAGUGAAACAAUAAAAAGGUAUUGAUUUCCAAUUACAUACGUUGACUAGUAUUUUACUGCAGACCACUUUAUUAAACUCUUAGUUUGUUUAUCAUGCUGCAUAAAUCAACAAAUGCAUUUAUAAUCUUUAAAUAAAAUAUUGGUUUAUUUCUCACAAAGUUAUUAAAACACAAU